AUGGACGAGAGUCUUCAGCUCGAACCACCUCGGGUACCGACUCCAACGGGAGACAAACGUACAGCACACCCUCGGAGCACCUCUUCCGAGUAUCCUUCCCCCGGGCACGCGUCGCCGCGUGUGCAGUCACCCGCGUCAACCGUUUGCAUUCAUAGACUCAGCUUCUCAGACCUCGCCCGAUUUGGUCGCGCCAAUGACCGCCUGUCUUAUCUCCGGUCCAGUACACCAACGUCUUCCACCCAAGACGCCAACGCCGACGUCAGCCGCCAUGACGUCCUCGAUGAGGCAUCCGCUGCCAUCUCUGAAUGGCGCGGGGAGCCAUGGUCAAACAAGGAGGCGCCGUACAACCACUAUGAGCUCACGGAUAGCUCAGAGGUGCUUCCUGGCGAUUCUCUGUCGCAGCGAGCAAGCCCAAAUCGCUCCGAAUCCGCCAACGGCUCGCUCAGUAUCAAGUUCGCCAACACGGUCUACCGCGGAGGGUCUCGUCGGCUCAGCCGCGCAUAUCACAAAUGGAAGCACCAGAACGAGGUGGAGCGCAAGCAGUUCGAGGCAUGGCGAGCGAACCGCCGCCGAGAGCACCCCGCCGAUCCGCUCAAGGGCAAGUCCGAGAAGGGGUUUGGGGUGUUUUCGUUUGAAAAGAGUCGCUAUGGUGACGAGGAGUGGUGGAAGGAGGGCGUGGCCAAGUAUCAGGCUCCGCCCUGGAUGUUGUUCCAGAAGUAA
This is a messenger RNA of Purpureocillium lilacinum, 720 nucleotides long. RefSeq lists its product as uncharacterized. Lineage: Eukaryota; Fungi; Ascomycota; Sordariomycetes; Hypocreales; Ophiocordycipitaceae. The record is from RefSeq and is a predicted model, not a curated record.